Abrus precatorius (Indian licorice) is the source of this 3458-nucleotide messenger RNA. Its product is annotated as cytochrome P450 711A1-like. NCBI's taxonomy places the organism in Eukaryota, Viridiplantae, Streptophyta, Magnoliopsida, Fabales, Fabaceae. The record is from RefSeq and is a predicted model, not a curated record. Gene Ontology annotation, molecular function: iron ion binding; monooxygenase activity; oxidoreductase activity, acting on paired donors, with incorporation or reduction of molecular oxygen. Bases 211 to 1842 code for a protein of 543 amino acids. The transcript has 5 exons.
ACAGAUGAAUCUAAUUGCGUAUAUCAUCAUCAUUCACAAACAGACAAAACACCAUCCCCACUCUUUGUGUAGUGUUCCUCAUCCUCUCCCCAUUCCUACCUCAAUAUAAACCCCCCACCCAUGAAAUGAGACUACAGCCAAACCCACCCUUCCAUUUCAGGAACUAAAGCCUCACCCUCUUUCUCUUGGUAUACGCAUGCUAACAUAAAAAUGGUGUUCACAGAAUUUGAAUGGUUGUUUCAUAUUCCAUGUGUCCCUUCUCUUUUAGCAAUAUUAUUCACCCUCCUAGCUUUAGUAGGAGGAUUAUUGGGUUAUCUCUAUGGGCCCUAUUGGGGUCUAAGGAAAGUUCCAGGCCCACCAUCCCUGCCACUUGUAGGACACCUUCCCUUGCUGGCUAAGUAUGGCCCUGAUGUGUUCUCAGUCCUUGCCAAGGAAUAUGGCCCAAUCUACAGAUUUCAUAUGGGAAGACAACCACUAAUCUUGGUAGCAGAUCCAGAGCUUUGUAAAGAGGUGGGAAUAAAAAAAUUCAAAGACAUUCCAAACAGAAGCAUUCCCUCUCCCAUUUCUGCUUCUCCUCUUCACCAAAAAGGACUCUUCUUCACCAGGGACUCACGAUGGUCAACCAUGAGAAACACCAUAUUGUCUGUGUACCAGCCAUCACACUUAGCUAGCUUAGUGCCUACAAUGCAAUCAUUUAUAGAAUCUACCACACAAAAUCUUGACACCCCAAAGGAUGACAUAAUCUUUUCCAAUCUUUCCCUUAGGCUAGCUACUGAUGUGAUUGGAGAGGCAGCAUUUGGUGUUAACUUUGGCCUCUCUAAGCCUCAUUCAGUUUAUGAAUCAAUCAAGAGUGUUAACAACAACAAUGUACGGGAUAAUAAAGGUUAUGAUAGUAACAGUGAUGAUGAAGUAUCCGAUUUUAUCAACCAACACAUUUACUCAACAACACAGCUUAAGAUGGAUUUGUCUGGUUCCUUUUCCAUCAUACUUGGUCUAGUUGCACCAAUACUUCAAGAGCCAUUUAGGCAAAUUUUGAAGAGAAUACCAGGUACCAUGGAUUGGAAAAUAGAGCGUACUAAUGAAAAAUUGAGUGGUCGUCUUGAUGAGAUUGUUAAAAAGAGAAUGGAAGAUAAGAAAAGGACUUCAAAAAACUUCUUGUCACUCAUUCUUAAUGCAAGAGAAUCAAGGACAGUAUCAGAAAAUGUCUUCUCACCUGAUUACAUUAGUGCUGUUACCUAUGAGCACUUACUUGCUGGGUCAGCUACCACAUCCUUUACCUUGUCAUCUAUUGUAUAUUUGGUUGCCGGGCACCUAGAAGUUGAAAAAAAGUUGCUGCUAGAGAUUGAUGGAUUUGGUCCAGUUGAUAGGAUACCUACUGCUCAAGAUCUUCAUGAUAGUUUCCCUUAUCUUGAUCAGGUGAUUAAAGAGGCCAUGAGGUUUUACACUGUCUCCCCAUUGGUUGCAAGAGAAACAUCAAAUGAGGUAGAGAUAGGAGGUUACCUUCUUCCAAAGGGGACAUGGGUUUGGCUAGCACUUGGAGUUCUAGCUAAAGACCCAAGGAACUUUCCUGAGCCAGAGAAGUUCAAACCAGAGAGGUUUGAUCCCAAAUGUGAAGAAAUGAAACGAAGGCAUCCUUAUUCAUUCAUACCAUUUGGAAUUGGUCCCCGGGCUUGUAUUGGUCAGAAAUUUGCCCUACAAGAAAUCAAGCUUACUCUCAUUCAUUUAUACAGAAAAUAUGUGUUUCGUCAUUCACUAAACAUGGAAAAACCUAUAGAACUGGAAUAUGGUAUGGUCCUCAACUUCAAGCACGGUGUCAAGCUUAGAGUCAUAAGAAGAACUUAGUACAGUGAGUAGCUAUAUGUAAACCAGCUAGAUUGUACUUGUCAUGGUGCAGUGGAUGAAUUAAAAACCUCUCUUGAACAUAUUGAUUCUAAGCAAGGCAAAAUAUGCUAAUCCAAACACUUUUUUAAUGUGCUGAGAUCUAAGUAAACAAACAAUCUUAUUACAAUAUAACUUAUUCAAGUUUAUGAACGAAAAAUGUAUCUUAUCUUCGAAAAUGUUUACAACAGCAUAUUUUUUGCCAAAUUGUUGACUUUCUCCCUUUAAUUAUAUAUAGUUGCAGUCUUGCAAUCUCUUGGUUGAAUUGGAUAUAUCAGAAUAACCACAAAAAUCAACUGAUUAUACAAAUGGAGACCCCUCAAGUAGUAUUGCUUAGGAAAGCACAAAAGCUGUAAUUAAAUUACAUUCCAGGGAACAAGAAGAUGUUGAAGUGUUGAACUUUUUGCAAAUCAUAAUACACAAGAUCAAUUCCAUCAAGUAUCUCUCAUCUUGGCCUCUUAUCCAAGUAGUUUGGUAAGUAAAGAGGCCUAGAAAAGUUGAUUGAAGGGUCAUAAUCAGCAAUGCUUUUGGAAUCCCCAUUAGAUAAAAUUGCUGUCCUUUUGAGAAACUGAAACUCAUCCAUGGAUUUCUGCCUCUGAGCUCUAUUAUAUUCAUGAUUAUUCAUUCUUUGCUUUGCCUUGGUUGACUCAGUCAGGUUCAUGUAACUAGGCCUAGUGUUAUUACCGUCCUCUACCCUAUCAUAAGCCAAUGCAACAUUCCCAGAUAUUGGCGUUGUAGAUGUGCAAAUUGAAGAUGAAACAGAACUCUCAUCAUACUGAAAAUCAGAACUUGGACUUGAGGAUGAUCUAGUGGCUUGGCCAACAUGGGAAGGUCUAGCAGAAAUCCUUGUGGUGACAUUGUUCUUUCUAACUUUGACUGAGAAUGGUUCUGAUGUUUUUGAAUUUGAGGAGUUCACACAUUUCUUUGGAGGUGGUGGAGUGGUCUUAUCUGAGGUAUCAACAUUGGUUGUUUGCUCCAUUAAUCUACUCUCCCAUGGCUUAGCUGCCAUCCAACGUUCCAACCAACUCCAUCCCCAGUUAGCUUUGUCUAUUUGGUGGUUGUUGAGAGAGGAAAAUGAGGCAUUUGCUCUUGAAUUUGAAAUGGGGGUUGAUCUCCAUUGCUGCAAAAAUGCUAGUCAUUAAACAUUUUGUCAAGCAGGAAUAAAAAGUUACCAAUUAAACUACUUCCUCAAGUUAUGAGCAUCAAUCAAUUUAACCCUUUAAAUUAUAAAAAUAUUAAUUUAAUCUAUGAAAUUAUCGAGCAACGGUCAUUUUAUUCCAAGUUAUAAAAUAUGGUCAUUUUAAUCUCUAAAAUUAAUCAAAUUAUAACAAUAAAAGUUCAAAAGGCCUAUAUUUGACAAUUUUGGAUUUAAAAUGACAUUUUUUUAUAAUUUCAGAAAUUAAAUUAACUAAUACUAAAAUGAUUUUUAUAAUGUAUGUUUAAGAACACACAAUAAUUAAUAGAUAGUAAAUUUUUAUUAUAUAUUAUACCAUUUAACAUUCUCAAUGCAUUAAAUUAAAUUUUAAUAGAAAUUACUGCAUAUAAAUCCUUAUUACGUGUAAAAUCGAUACUUAUAAUUU